AUGUUGCAUUCUCCAUUGAUUGAGGAUCAUGAUGAAAGAUAAUAAGUGUUGAUAAAACAUAGCAAAACUAAAACAAUAUGGAUAAUAGUUCGUUAUAUAUUAUCAGAUAUAGUUAAGAGACCUAGAUCUUUUAAGAUAGGAUUAUUUACAAUCUAUUUAGUUGUAACAUUUCUAGCAUUACUUGAAAGUGCAAUCCAACUAUCUCCAUUAAUAUUUAUUUAAUUGGCAGAAACACAAUCUGGAGAUAGUGACUUAGUAUUUGCUCCUGUUUCCUCAAUUAAUAAAUCAAUGACAUAUGAAUCAACAUCUACCUUUAUCAAUACAACAGAAAUUAAUGAAUAUUUUAAUUCGACUUAAGGUAUAUUUGGAUCAUCACCAAGAUGGUUAUUGACUGGAAAUCUAAUUAAUAAUAAUACUCAUGUGUAGAAAAUUAAUUAGAAAUUAAGAACUUUUGUUCUCAUACUCAAUUAAACUUAAGAAAUCAGUAUUGGAUUAGGUCGUAGAUCCACUUAAAAUUAUAUGAAUGCAAAUUAAGUAUAAGUUUCAGCUUCUACUCUAAGAGGAUUAAAUGCAAGUGUUGGUGAUGUAUUAUAAGUAAAUAUUGAUGUAGAUGAAUUAAUAUCAUUAUUAGAUGGAAAUACUUAAAGUGAUAGUGAAUUAUAUUUUUAUUAAUUUAUUAAUACAACUAUUAAUAAACCUUUAAGAAAUAUUUUUGGAGAUGAUUUUGAAAAUAUAAAAAUUCAAAGAGAAGAAAUUUAAACGAGAACAGAAGAAAUUGUAUUCAUUGCUGAUUAAUUAGAAGCCAAUGAAGAAAUGAAAAAUUAAUCUAAAGAAAUUGUUGAAGAUUUCAUUUAAGCUUAAAAUAUUACUGAAAAUGAAAAAAAAUUAUUUUUACAAUUCAUUGAUUUUGAAUAUUCUAGAAAUCUUAGUGAAGAUGCUAGAACCUUAUAAAGAUUUGCAUAUAAAUUAAAUGAAAGUGUCACUGUUUUUGAAAUCGAAUUGGCUAUAUCUAGUCUCGUUGCUCAAAGUGUCAAUUUUACUUUUGAUGUUGUUGUCAUAGAGUCAAUAGAAUCACCUAAAGGAAAAUGGUAAGAUGGAUUUAAUGCUUUAUUAAUGGAUUAAUCUAAUGCCACAAAUAUUCUAGUUGAAGGCUUUCUUUCCAAAUUUGAAGAAGUUGUCAUAGAUCAAAGAUUAAAUGAUAAUACUACUAUUGGAGCUGUAGCAGAGUUAAUACCGAUAGAUUUUUUUAAGUCAUUUAUUUAAAAUAAUACUCAAGAUAUCUAUUUACCAGAUUAUUCAUUAUCUUAGAAUUUAGUUUUAAAAAACAGGUUAAAUAUAUAUUAAGAUAAAGAUACAAUUAAAUCGAAUAUUAUUGAUAUUACAAAUUAAUUCUUUAAAAAAACUGGAUUUAAUUAUCCUGUUUAGGCAACAUCAACUUUAGCAACAGCUGUUUCAAAUUAUUUUAUUAUGAAAAAUUUCAUUGAUAAUCUAAUUGCUGCAGCAACAAUGAUAUUAUUAAUGUUAUCUAUACUUUUAAUUUAUUCUUUAAUGAUUGGUGAUGUAGAAGAGAAGACUUAUGAAUUUGGAAUGUUAAGAGCUUUAGGAUUUAGAAAAUCAUGGCUUAUUAUCUUAUUAUUAUUAUAAGCAUUAACAUUCGCAAGUAAUUUUAUUAUUAUUUUAUAUCUUUAGUACCAGGUUUAUUAUUAGCAUUAAUUACAUGUUAUAUUCUCAAUUCUUUAGUAUGUAUGUUAAUUUUUGAGACAACUGAUUUGGUUUCAAAUUAUGUUAUUGCAAAUUAAGCCAUAUAUUUAGCUGUUAGUUUGGGUAUAUUGAUACCAAUUAUCAGCAAUAUAUUUCCAAUUUAAAGAGCACUAUCCAAAACCUUAAGAGAUUCUUUAGAUUUAUAUCAUAGAACAAUUUAAGAAGUUAUGGUAAAUGUUGUAAAACUAGAGAAGAUGGGUAUAUCUUUAAACUAAACAUUUUGUUCAUUACUUUUAGUUGCUAUAGGUUUUGUUAGUUAUUAUUUAAUACCAAUGGCAUUCAUUUUUAAUAAUAUAACUUUGGGAUUAAAUAUCAUUAAUAUCAUAUUUAUAAUCAUGAUCAUAGGGUUUAUGCUUUUGGUAAAUUUAUUAUAAGCUCCAUUAGAGAGAGCUAUAUUAAAUAGUAUUUUAUGGAUUUGUAAAUUUGAUAGAAAUCUUAAGUAGAUAAUUUUUAAGAAUUUGAAAGGUCAUGCAAACAGGAAUUGGAAAACAACAUUUAUGUAUUCACUUGCUCUAUCGUUUAUUUUAUUUGCAGGAGCAUCAUUAACUCUUAAUUCUAAAGUAAUUGGGGAUGCAUUAUAAUCUACAUUAGGAGGAGAUGUUACUGUAUUAGUAUUACCGACUGAUAAGAUUGGUUUAGAUGAAUAUCAAAUACGUUAACACUUAGAGAGAGAAAAGCUUCAAGAUUCUACAUUAAUUUAAAGUUAUAGUUUUAAUGCCUUAAUUUUAACAAAUUUUCCAUUUUGUAGCAGGGUUUAAUGGUUUACUACAAUGGCUACAUUUCCUUGGGCAAAAAUUAGAUUAGGUGGUGUAGAACCAAAUUAUUUAGAAACAAUCAUGUAAGAAUAUUAUCUACCUGAUGAUUUUGAUGAUUAAGUUUCUUAUCCAUAAUUAAAAAGUGGUAAAAAAGAUGGUGUAUAUGGACUUUAUAAUAGAAGUGGAAAUUUGGAUAUUGAAAGUGAAGAUGAUGUUUUUAAGAUUGUAUCUACAAUGUCUAUUAGAGAUAGUUAUUACAAGGAUCUCAAUUUAACUAGACCAUAAUCAAAAGAUGAAAUAGAUAGAGAAAUUAAUGUAAUUAUUCCAAAAGGAUAUAAAUAUGAAAUUUCAGUUGAUGUUAAUACUCCAUCUCUCAUUUAUUGGUAUGGUUAUUAUAGAAUAAAUGUUCGACAUACAGCAUCAAAAGUUCCUGGUUUUUAAUUUUCAUCCUACAGAUAAAUUGCUUAAUUCGGAUAAGGAAUAAUUUCAAUGCCAGAUUAAUUAUAUAUGUUAAAUACAUACUUCAGAGGAGAUAUACAGAAUAUUUCCAGUAUUAUUUAACCAAAUGUUAGAGAAUAUUUGAGUAGUUUACCAAAGGGUUUAAGUUAUGGAUUGCCAAAAACUAGUUUGAGAAUAAAAUUUGGUAGAAAAAUUAGUUAAUAAGAGAGAGUAGAUUUUUGCAAUAGACUUAGAAAUUAUUUUAGAAAUGAUUAAACUUUACUAUUCGAUGUAUAGACAUUAAAAUAGGAAGCAGAAAAUGCUUUUUUUUAUAUUUAGAUUUUGAACAUAGUUGUUGCUGUGAUUGCCUUAACAUUAUCAUUUUUUUUAAUUCUUAUAUCAUUUGUAGGGAAUGUGAAAGACAAUUCAUGGGAGUUUGGGGUCUUAAGAGCAAUAGGAUUAAAUAAAAAUCAACUAACAAGAAUUUAUGUUUAUGAGGCAAUUUCAUUAAUUACUGCAUCUGGUAUAUUAGGUACUUUCAUUGGAAUUUCUUUGGCUAUAUUAUUGACUCUAUAAAUUCUUAUGUUUGUAGAACUUCCAUUUGUUUUAAUGUUUCCAACUGCUACUUUUUUAAUUACUUGUCUUGGAGGAUUUGUGACAGCAGUAUUUGCAAGUUAUUUAGCGGUCUUAGAUAUGAAAGAUAAAAGCAUUUCAGUUAUUUUAAAAGGGUUGCUAUGA
This is a messenger RNA of Paramecium sonneborni, 3692 nucleotides long. The record is from the annotation of a GenBank genome assembly. Lineage: Eukaryota; Ciliophora; Oligohymenophorea; Peniculida; Parameciidae.